AUGAAUAUAUUUCCGUUUAUAUUUUUACUCUUGUUACACAAGUCAGUUUACGCAAAAGAUGCGAACACUAUAAACUUUAUAAAAUUGUUUAUUCAAAACGAUCAAAAGCCUACGCAUUUAAUCUAUGGCGGACUUUGCUGGAAGAAAAAUGUCAUCAACAAGUUAGUGGUAGAACUGUCGACCAUCGGAGUGAGGACAUCAGCGUCAUUCAAACCGAAGUCCAAGUACCAAGACCACGCUAUCCUCUAUCUUACGGAUCUGGACUGCGCUCAAUCUAAAGCUAUUAUUUCUUAUGCUUUAUCCAAGGAGCUCUUUCAAUUUACAUACCGCUGGCUGGUGUUGGUGACGUCACCUCAACUGCAGCAGUCGAAGAUAUCUUUACUGAUGAAUGGCUCAGUACUGGUUGACAGUGACCUGGUGCUCGCUGAAAGGGUUGGAAACCAUUUUAAGAUGGUUGAGAUGCACAGGCCCGGUUUAAACGGCUCCAUGAUAACCACCCCUCGUGGCUUCUACAACGGUAGCUUCGUAGACGUGAGGCCCCAUCGAGAGUUGUACCGAAGACGUCGCAACAUGAUGGGACAUCCCAUCACCAUGUCUAAUGUGAUACAGGAUAGUAACAGCACAAGGGAGCAUCUGCCUAAGGAGGAUCGACUGGAGCUCCAAUACGACUCAAUAACAAAAGCGUGCUGGUCAGCCGCAAAGAUCGGCUUCGAGAUGAUCAACGCGACUGCCAAGUACAUCUUCAGCUAUAGAUAUGGAUACAAGGUGGAUGGCCAGUGGUCCGGCAUGAUCGCUGAUCUGUAUUCUAAUAAAGCUGAUGUUGGCACUAACUGCGUGAUAUUCCGCGACCGAUUCGACGUGGUGACCUACACUGACCUGGUGGCUCCCAUGCGGAUGCUGUUCAUCUUCAGACAGCCACCUUUAGCUUACGUGGCUAAUGUGUUCUACCUGCCCUUCUCCACCAGGGUCUGGGUCACUAUAGCCGUUUGUACUGCUAUAGCUACCGUCACUUUGUACUUGGCCAGUAAGGUGGAACUCGUUUUGACGAAGGUAAGGCAGCUGGAUGGUGGAAUUUGUGAUGCCCUGCUGUUGACGAUGAGCGCAGUAACGCAGCAAGGGUGUUACAUAGAGCCUAGGAGAGCUCCAGGGCGUAUGAUGGUGUUUGUGCUGUUCACGGCGCUGAUGGCGCUGUACGCGGCGUACUCCGCCAACAUCGUGGUGCUGCUGCAGGCGCCCUCCGACUCCAUCCGCAGCCUGCCGCAGCUCGCCAACGCUAAGAUCACCCUCGCUGCCAACGAUGUGGACUAUAACCAUUUCGUUUUCGUGAGCAGCCCCAUUUUAUGUUUCAAAGAACCUCUACACACUUCAAUAAGGGACAGAGUUUUUCCUGAAAAUGGAAAAGCACGACUUUACAGCCUCGCAGAUGGUGUUGAAAGAAUCAGGAAGGGUCUAUUUGCUCUCCACUCAGUAGCAGAGCCAGUAUACCGUCAGAUUGAAGCCACAUUCCUGGAGAGUGAGAAGUGUGACAUCGCUACUGUGGACUACCUCGUGACCUUCGACUCUUUCACUCCUGUCAGGAAAGGAUCCCCUUAUCUGGAGCUAAUCAGAGUUGUACACAAGCAAAUCCGCGAGUCCGGCAUUCAAUCAGCGAUUCGCAAGCGGUUCCUCGUCUCCAAGCCCCACUGCACCACGAAGAUGUCUUCGUUCAGCAGCGUGGGCCUGAUGGAUAUGCGGCCAGUGCUCAUUCUCAUGCUGUAUGGCGUCGCGGUAUCAGUCACCAUCGUGAUUGGGGAGAUCGCUGUGUAUAAACUAAUGAACCGGUACAAAAGGAGUUCCAAAGUUCAAUUGAUCAAAGUUAUGAAGUAGAUGCUACAAAAGCGUUUCUCUUAU
Messenger RNA from Helicoverpa armigera (cotton bollworm), 1890 nucleotides. Its product is annotated as glutamate receptor-like. The transcript has 12 exons. The coding region runs from base 1 to 1866 and encodes 621 amino acids. Gene Ontology annotation, cellular component: membrane. Gene Ontology annotation, molecular function: ligand-gated monoatomic ion channel activity. Lineage: Eukaryota; Metazoa; Arthropoda; Insecta; Lepidoptera; Noctuidae. The record is from RefSeq and is a predicted model, not a curated record.